Messenger RNA from Mollisia scopiformis, 1503 nucleotides. RefSeq names its product allantoate permease. The record is from RefSeq and is a predicted model, not a curated record. Gene Ontology annotation, cellular component: membrane. The transcript has 7 exons. Gene Ontology annotation, biological process: transmembrane transport. The annotation marks the transcript as partial. Gene Ontology annotation, molecular function: transmembrane transporter activity. Lineage: Eukaryota; Fungi; Ascomycota; Leotiomycetes; Helotiales; Mollisiaceae.
AUGGGAAACACCAAGGAGGAGAUGAAUCCCUACAGCCUGGAUACGGAGGUUGGACCCAGUGACUCUCGAGAGCAGCUGAUCGUGAAGCCCAUUCACACAUGGAAAGGUUACAUUUGGGACACCUGGGAACUGCCCAAAAACCAACGUUGGCUUUUGUUCAAGCUGGACGCUUUCGUGCUGACAUUUGCAUCGAUUGGUUACUUUCUCAAGAACAUCGACCUGUCAAAUGUUAAUAAUGCCUUCCUUAGCGGUAUGGAGGAAGACCUGUCGAUGUAUGGCAACCAGCUCGUAACUAGCACAUCCAUUUAUACAGUUGGAUAUGUUAUUGGGCAGAUCCCAUCAAAUUUGCUGCUGACCCGAGUGUCUCCACGCUGGGUUAUACCUGCGCUCGAAGUGGGCUGGGGAUUGGCUACAAUCUGCACAUCGACGGUGAAGUCCUACCAAGCGCUUUACGCAUUACGCUUCCUUGUUGGCCUUUUUGAAUCCGGUUUCUAUCCUGGCAUCCACUAUCUCCUUGGAUCAUGGUAUACCCCGCAGGAGAUUGGCAAACGUGCAAUGAUCUUCUGGCUGGCAGGCUCUAUGGGCACACUAUUCAGCGGAUUCCUGCAAGCAGCAGCUUACACCAAUCUGGAUGGCGUGGAUGGGCAUUCUGGUUGGAGAUGGCUCUUCAUUAUCGACGGCAUCAUCACUCUGCCUCUGGCCGUUGCCGGUUUCUUGUUCUUCCCUAAUCUACCACAGAGCGGCAAGAAGACGUGGUGGAUAACGGAGACGGAGCAUGAGCUCUCUGUCAGUCGGAUGAAGGCCAUUGGACGAGCCGGCACUGAGCCUUGGACCAAGGCUAAGGCUAAGAGGAUCUUGCUAAGCUGGCACACGUACCUCCUUCCGUUGCUAUAUGUCGUCUGGAACAAUGGUAGUCCACAACCUGCUAUGGGAUAUUGGCUGAAGAGUUUCAACAAAAAGCCUGCUCCUGUUCCAGGUAGGACUUUCACGGUAGCACAAAUCAACGAUCUACCGCUUCCGACGACUGGUAUCUUCAUUGUUAUGGCUUUCGUCUGGGCAUGGCUUUCUGAUGGACCUCUUCGCGGAGCAAGAUACCCUUUCAUCUAUGCAGGAGCGGUCAUGACCCUCGUGUUCAGUAUCGUAAUGCGGCAGAUGCCCCUCUACUCCGAUAUUCAUGGCCGCAUGAUAGUCUAUUGGCUCAGUCAACUCGGUAUGGGCGCAGGUCCGCUUAUUUUGAGCUGGAUCAAUGAAAUUUGCUCGGCCGACACAGAGAAGAGAGCUCUCCUUGUAGCAAUGGGCAACGACCUCGCAUACGUCGUGCAAGCUGUCGCACCCAAUUUUGUGUGGAAGACGACAGACUUCCCAGCUGCUAAGAAAGGCUAUCUCUGGUCUAUCAUCCUGCAAGUCCUACUGGUCGGAGUUACGGCGACGAUUCAGCUUCUUCUUUGGCGAGACAGACGAAGUGCAGCACGAAACCCCUCUGAACUCUCUCUGCAUACAUCU